Macadamia integrifolia is the source of this 1062-nucleotide messenger RNA. RefSeq names its product palmitoyl-acyl carrier protein thioesterase, chloroplastic-like. Gene Ontology annotation, molecular function: acyl carrier activity; fatty acyl-[ACP] hydrolase activity. NCBI's taxonomy places the organism in Eukaryota, Viridiplantae, Streptophyta, Magnoliopsida, Proteales, Proteaceae. Gene Ontology annotation, biological process: fatty acid biosynthetic process. The transcript has 6 exons. The record is from RefSeq and is a predicted model, not a curated record. The coding region runs from base 1 to 1062 and encodes 353 amino acids.
AUGGCUGGCAUGACAUUGCUUUUUCCAUCUCCGGCGUCUACUCUGGCGAAGAGAACUACAAGAAUGAUGCUUAGAAGAAAAGAUGACUCUUUCGUUACUCAUGGAAUGAAGUCUAAAUCUUCUCUUCCUCCUCUUUCUCCUUAUUUUUCUAAUGGGUUUGGGAAAAUCGUGAAGAUGGCUGGUGAGGAGCUGUGGAAGCUACUUGAAAGGAGGGAGAGGCAUAUAUUUUGUGAGAACUUCAAAAUUAGAUCUUACGAUAUGGGCCCUAAUCGCACGGCAUCCAUAGAGAGUUUGAUGAAUCUUUUACAGGAAACAGCACUAAAUCAUAUUAAAAGUAUGGGGAUGAUGAAGGAUGGAUUGGGUUCAACCUCAGAGAUGAGUAGAAGGAACCUGAUAUGGGUGUUCUAUAAGAUGCAUAUUGUCGUGGAUCACUAUCCAUCUUGGGGUGACGAUAUUCAAGUAGAGACAUGGUUGAUUCCAUCUGAAACAAAUGGUGAGCGACUUGGUUGGAUUAUUCAUGAUUGCAAAACUGGAAAAAUCCUCACAAGAGCUACCAGUGUGUGCGUGAUGAUGAAUAAAGAAACAAGAAAAAUAUCUAAAAUACCAGAGGAGGUCAGCAGAGAAUGGAAAACUUAUUACAUGGAGUGUCCUCCUAUUUCUAUUCCAGAUGAUGAGGAUGAUGGCAGUAGAAUAGCAAAGUUUGAUUACAACAGAAUGGAUUAUGUUCGAACCGGUCUAACCCCUCGUUGGAAUGAUUUGGAUGCCAACCAGCACAUGAACAAUGUUAAAUACAUUGGUUUGAUGCUUGAGAGUGUUCCCGUCUCAAUGUUGAAGAGGCAUGAGAUAUGUGAGAUUGAGAUAGAGUAUAGGAGGGAAUGCGGGAUGGAUGCUGUGCUGGAGUCCCUGACUUCUUGUGCUUGUAGUACCACUAGUCAAGCAACUGAUGAGUGCUUGGUGGGUGUUGACGGAGGAGGAGGUCAUCAUCAAGAGUGCUUCCACUUACUGCGUUUUGAGAAUGGAGCUGUGGUUGCGAGAGGAAGGACCAAAUGGAGAGCUAAAUAA